Messenger RNA from Marmota flaviventris (yellow-bellied marmot), 744 nucleotides. It is a transcript of the gene Rnf182, whose product is annotated as ring finger protein 182. Lineage: Eukaryota; Metazoa; Chordata; Mammalia; Rodentia; Sciuridae. Gene Ontology annotation, biological process: protein ubiquitination. Gene Ontology annotation, molecular function: ubiquitin-protein transferase activity. The record is from RefSeq and is a predicted model, not a curated record. Gene Ontology annotation, cellular component: cytoplasm.
AUGGCCAGCCAGCCCCCCGAAGACACCGUGGAGUCGCAGGGCUCCGACGAGCUCGAGUGCAAGAUCUGCUACAGCCGGUACAACCUGAGGCAGAGGAAGCCCAAAGUGCUGGGCUGCUGUCACCGGGUCUGUGCCAAAUGCCUCUACAAGAUCAUAGACUUUGGGGACUCCCCGCAAGGCGUCAUCGUCUGCCCUUUCUGCAGGUUCGAGACGUGCCUGCCCGAUGACGAGGUCAGCAGCCUGCCUGACGACAACAACAUCCUCGUCAACUUGACUUGUGGCGGCAAAGGGAAGAAGUGCCUGCCGGAGAACCCCACCGAGCUGCUGCUGACCCCCAAGAGGCUGGCCUCCCUGGUCAGCCCUUCCCACACGCCUUCCAACUGCCUGGUGAUCACCAUCAUGGAGGUGCAGAGGGAAAGCGCCACGUCCCUGAGCGCCAGCCCCGUGGUGGAAUUCUACAGGCCAGCGAGUUUCGACUCUGUCACCACCGUGUCCCACAACUGGACUGUGUGGAACUGCACGUCCCUGCUGUUUCAGACGUCCAUCCGGGUGUUGGUGUGGUUGCUGGGCUUGCUCUACUUCAGCUCCCUGCCCUUAGGGAUCUACUUACUGGUGUCCAAGAAAGUCACCCUUGGGGUCGUCUUUGUCAGCCUGGUCCCUUCGAGCCUUGUCAUCCUCAUGGUGUACGGCUUUUGCCAGUGCGUUUGUCACGAGUUUCUGGACUGUAUGUCACUUCCCUCGUAA